This is a messenger RNA of Panicum hallii, 3663 nucleotides long. Its product is annotated as flowering time control protein FPA. The record is from RefSeq and is a predicted model, not a curated record. Gene Ontology annotation, molecular function: RNA binding. NCBI's taxonomy places the organism in Eukaryota, Viridiplantae, Streptophyta, Magnoliopsida, Poales, Poaceae. The coding region runs from base 106 to 3144 and encodes 1012 amino acids. The transcript has 5 exons.
AAGAAGAAAGAAAACCCAGUUCACCAGUGGACUCCCUCAUUCCUCCGUCGCAUCGAACCGCAAACCCUAACCUCCGAAUCCCCGCCACCCGCCGGCGGAGAUCGAAUGAUGGCGAGGGGCCGCCGCAGCCCGGGCGGGCGGGGGAGGUUCGCCGGCGGGCCUCGGGGCGACGAGCGACCGUCCCGCCACGGCACGCGCAUCGAUGAGGAACCGUAUACCCCGCUCCCGCGGCGGGGGUCGGGCUGGGGCGUGGCGCCGCCAUCGCGGCACCUGUGGGUGGGCGGCCUGGCGCCCGGCGUCACCGCGUCCGACCUGUCGGAGCUGUUCCUCCGGUGCGGCGACGUCGAGGGCGUCGCCCGCGACCCCGGGCGGAACUUCGCGUUCGUGAGCUUCCGGCGGGAAGGGGACGCGGUGGCCGCGGUGCGGGAGCUGCAGGGGACCCGCCUCGCCGGGGCGCCCGUUAGGAUCGAGUUUUCCAAGGGGGAUAAGGCUUCAGGUAGCUCAAUGGAUGACAGAUGUACACAGUAUGUUGAUGAGCGAUAUUCUAUUGAACGUGGAAGAAAACGGCAACCAAGUCCUGAAAACACAAUAGAUAAAUCUAAAAGAAGUAGGUCUUCAGAACCUAGUGAGGUGUUAUGGAUAGGUUUUCCUCCUGGAUUAAAGGCAGAUGAGGCACUUCUGUGGGAAGCCUUUUCACCUUUUGGGCAGGUUGUCAGGGUAACAACAUUCCCAGGCCGUACAUAUGCAUUUGUUCAGUACACUAGUAUUGCAGCAGCCUGCAGAGCAAAAGAAGCACUUCAGGGAAGGCUUUUCAAUAAUCCUCGAGUAAGCAUAUGCUUUUCUCGAAACGAAGGUGCUGCACCAGAAGUUGGGAAACAAUCAUUUGUUGCCCCAUAUUCCCCCCAACCUAGUGCUCGGCUUGUCUUCAGAGACCAAGACUUUGAAGCCUUUCCUAGAGCUAGGCCUUUUGAUAGCCCUCCAAGAGAUUUACGCAUGUCAUCACCACAUUUUGGCCCAAACAGGUUAUCAAGAGAUUCAGAUGAUGUGGGAUUCCGCAGGGAUAAUUAUUUUCAACAGGAAACUGGAGUAGAGCUUGGCCGUGUUUCUAAUAUCAAGCCUUUUAGAAUACGGGAGCUCGGUCCAGAAAGAAGGAUGCAUGAGGAAUUGUAUGAGCCCCAUAGCAGAAGCCCUACUGCUAGGAGUGAUGCGCCAUGGCACAACAUUCCUUUUGAGAGACAUCGGAGACCCUUACAAUUGGAAGAUUCUUGGGACGUUGAAGACAAUUCAUACCUUAUUUCAAAGAAGCUGAGGGGUGCUGAAGUACAUGAUACUGAACUUCCUGAAUAUCCUUUCUCUGAAUUUGAUCAAGGAAAAGUUUGCCAUGACUACCCAAGGAGGCCCCAUUAUGAUCUGCCAGAAGAUGAUUUACACUCUAAAACGUAUCCAUUUACUUCUAUGCAUAGUAGACAUCACAUUGAUCCUUUAAAGAAUCUAACUCCACUUGUAGAUAAACAUGAACCAUGGUAUGCUCAAGAGAGUUUUGCUAGGCAUUUAGGAGAAAUGGAUAAGUUGACUCCUGAAUAUCAUGAACCUGCUCUUAAGGACGAAUGGAAAUGGAAUGGUACAAUAGCAAAGGGAGGCACACCAAUCUGCCGAGCUCGAUGCUUCCCUGUUGGGAAGGUCCUUGACUUCAUGCUGCCUGAGUUUCUGGAUUGCACUGCUAGGACAAGUCUUGAUAUGCUUUCUAAGCACUACUAUCAAGCUGCUGGCAGCUGGGUGGUAUUUUUUGUUCCAGAAAAUGAUGCGGACAUGGCAGCUUAUAAUGAUUUCAUGAGUUACCUUGGUGAUAAGCAGCGUGCAGCAGUUUGUAAGCUUGGAGAGAGGAGCACCUUGUUUCUUGUUCCACCUUCAGAUUUCUCUGAGCAAGUACUGAGAGUGCCUGGAAAAGUCAGCAUAUCUGGAGUCGUUCUGAAGUUUCAGCAGUCAAAUCCUGAUUAUAGCUCGCCAAAUCGCAGAUCGUUGGAGAGAAUUCACCCACCUUCUGCAAGUAAUCUGAACACUGAUGUAAGCAGUCGGGAAGAUCUGAAUGCACUGAGAAGACUCAAUGCACCAGAUAUCAGGACAUUCCCACUGGGUCCAGAUUAUGUCCGCUCAUCAGGUGGAAGCUAUACCCCAGCAAGUGCAGAUAUUAUUUCGCCUUACAAGCCAGAGAGUGCUCCAUAUGUUGUCCCUCAAUUACCACAUGAACGGACACCAGCUGACCCCCGCAUGGGUAUAGCACAAGACCAACAUCAGCAACUCCCAAACAUGUUGCCCUCAGGAUGGUCCAAUAAUAUGAAUGAUCCAAAUCCAGGUUCUGGUAACUUCAGUUCUUUGGCCCAGAGUGCAAUCUCCCAUGCUCCAAAUAACAGGACACAGGAGCCAUACACAUUUGCUACUCAAGGAGUACCAAAAGGGGCAGCAUCAGGGUGUGCACCAGGUGAAGCAUCCAACAGCAUGUCCUGGCCUUCAAUGCAACCGAAGUCACAGCAGAUAACUAGACCUGAUCAACCUACUAUUCCAGUAUCACUGCCACCAGAUCAACUUGCACAGCUGGCUGCCCUUCUUGCACAACAAAACCAACCUGGAAAUGCUGGUUUGCCUAUGGACAGCUCAAACAAUCAAUCUGGAUUCAUACAGAAUUCCAAUCCUUAUGGACAUGCUACAAUGAUGCCAGGCAACUCUGGCUCCAUCCCUAUCCAGAACUCACUGCCACCUGUUCCACCAUCUAUGCCACAGCUACCUGCUCAUGUGCCACCAAUACAAGGCUCACUACCUGCACAUCCAGCCAGUGCUCCUAUACUUUCUAACACCACUUUGUCUAUACCACCCAUGCAUGCUAUGGUGAACACACGUCAUUCUUCGAUGCCAUUGAGACCCUUCGUUCCUCCACUUCCUGAAGGUCCUCCGCCCUUUCAGCAGAACACAUCCAGUGCUCCCACAGUACAACCUUUAGCUCCUUCUGGCCAGCAGCCUAGCCAACAACAGUCUACUCAGGAAGAUGUUGAUGGAGAUCCUCAAAAGCGCCUUCAAGCAACGUUGCAGUUGGCAGCAACCCUGCUUAAGCAGAUUCAAAAUCAAUCAAACCCUGGUUCCCAGAAAUAGAUGCAAGUAUUACUGCUGCAGGAUCUGUGUUCCUUAGUCAAAAUUUAUUUCUGGGGUCUUGUUGGUAUGAAUUAUAUCUUGCCUGCCUGCUACAAAAAAGAAAAUCCUUUGGAACCUGAUAUUUCACGUACAGAUUGCAACAAGAACUUGAAAUAGUUCUAGGAGUAUGUGAUCCGAAUCUCAAUCAAGAUAUGCAAGAUGUACAAUGAACACAUGUUAGUUUUAGAGCAAAAUGCCUUGCACUGUAUAUCCCGAUGGAAAUAGAUAUGACUUCCAUUCUCAUGUUAAGAUCUAGGGUUUGUGAGUGAAAGAGAUAGGAAUGUGCGAUGGGUAGUCAGCUAGGAGCAGUGGUGCAACUAGGAGGGUUGAUCUCUAGGAAUACAGAGAGGGGGAGGGCGUGGAGAGUUACCUAAUUGUAAGCUAAAGGGCCCUUGCCCUUAAUUUCAUUAUUUUUAUCCACAGGGCAACUGCUUGCACUUUUCAGGAAUUAGCAAUCAUCACCAGUUGAAUUACAUGUUA